Messenger RNA from Diorhabda carinulata, 3700 nucleotides. RefSeq names its product molybdenum cofactor biosynthesis protein 1 (gene Mocs1). Gene Ontology annotation, biological process: Mo-molybdopterin cofactor biosynthetic process. Gene Ontology annotation, molecular function: GTP 3',8'-cyclase activity; 4 iron, 4 sulfur cluster binding; metal ion binding. Bases 232 to 1905 code for a protein of 557 amino acids. Lineage: Eukaryota; Metazoa; Arthropoda; Insecta; Coleoptera; Chrysomelidae. The transcript is spliced from 7 exons. The record is from RefSeq and is a predicted model, not a curated record.
AAAACGAAGGGGUCAACCAAUGUGAACCAGCUUCGCGAUAUGCUGCGAUUAUAAUUUGACUUUGGCCGCGUUAAUUAUAGUUUGUAACUUAACAGCGUUCUAGGGAACGAAAUAUUUACCAAUAUAAAAUGUUUUUUAUUCUGUUUUUUGCAUAAUAUAUAUUCCAGUUGGUGAAAUUUUUGGAACAAUUUAUUUGUUGUAUUUAAUACUUGAACUUUUAUUUAUUUAGGAAUGCAUAAAUUGUUUUUUAGAAUUUUAAGCGAUGUUUCAAAAAGAACUUUUUCUACGAAGAUAUCAGUACCAGUGGCAAAGGAGGAUGUGAAAUUACCAACCGUUCUCACUGAUUUGUUUGGAAGAAAUCAUACUUAUUUAAGAAUUUCUUUAACGGAAAAAUGCAAUUUGAGAUGUAAAUAUUGUAUGCCAGCCGAAGGUGUUAAACUAACAGAAAAUUCUAAAUUAUUAACCACAGAUGAGGUACUGAAAAUAACCGAACUUUUUGUAAAAGAAGGAGUGACAAAAAUUAGAUUAACAGGAGGAGAACCUACAAUUAGAAGGGAUUUAGUUGAUAUUAUUUACAAUUUAAAAAAAAUUGAUGGACUUCAGAUCGUCGCAAUGACUACAAACGGUUUAGUUUUGACUAAACAAUUGGUGUCUUUACAAAAAGCCGGUUUAGAUAUUUUAAAUGUUAGUUUAGAUACUUUGAAACCAGAAAGGUAUGAAGUUAUGGCGCGGAGAAAAGGAUGGCAGAGAGUAAUGAUGGGUAUUGAUUUGGCGUUGCAAUUAGGAUACAAUCCUGUUAAAAUUAAUUGUGUAAUGAUGAAAGAUUUCAACGAUGAUGAAAUAUGUGAUUUUGUGGAACUUACUAGAGAUAAAAAUUUCGAUGUUAGGUUCAUUGAAUAUAUGCCCUUUACUGGUAAUAAGUGGGAUGUUAGAAAAAUGGUGUCUUACAAGGAUAUGGUUAAUAGAAUACGUCAAAAAUGGCCUGAUAUUUCACCUUUGGAAAAUAAUCCAAACGACACAUCUAAAGCUUGGAAAGUUCCGGGAUACGAAGGUCAAAUAGGUUUUAUAACUUCAAUGAGCGACCACUUUUGUGAUUCUUGUAAUAGGUUAAGAAUUACGGCAGACGGUAAUUUAAAAGUUUGUCUUUUUGGUAAUACCGAAGUGUCUUUACGAGACGCAAUUAGAAAUAAAUGUUCCGACGAUGAUUUAACUGCUCUUAUUAGCGCAGCUGUCAAAAGAAAGAAAAAACAACACGCAGAUUCCCAAAUCAACAUGUUUUUGCCUCGCAAUAAAUUGUCGCACCUUUUCCCGCACGUUUCGUCGUACCAAUCCAAAAGACACUGUUCCACCAAACACACCGACGAAGAACUGUCGCACGUCGAUAAACGCGGUAAAAUCCACAUGGUGGACGUCGCCGGUAAAAACGUAACUCAACGUUACGCGACCGCCUCGGCGGUAGUUAAAGUAGGUCCUCGUAUCACUCAAUUGAUCCUCGAAAAUUCCACGAAGAAAGGAGACGUUUUAACGCUAGCGGAAAUAGCGGGAAUCACCGGGGCCAAGAAGACGUCUGAAAUCAUACCGCUUUGUCACAAUAUCGUUUUAUCCAGCGUCAAAGUGACCGCUCAUCUUAACAAAGAAAAAGAAACUGUCGAGAUACAGGCUCAGGUGCAUUGCGAAGGCAAAACCGGUGUCGAAAUGGAAGCGAUGACCGCCGUUAGUGUUGCAGCUUUAACAGUUUACGAUAUGUGUAAAGCUGUUAGCAAAAGCAUCGUUAUAUCGGAUAUACAUCUAUUGAAUAAAAAGGGGGGCAAAAGCGGUGAUUAUGGUGCCGAGGUAUUCAAAUUGAGGGAUUAUAAUAGAAAACCGACGACCGGUGUUUUUUCUCCGACCGUAGGAGUUGUUUAAUACGCCCUUUCUUUUGAAAUCUAUCAUUCCAUUUGUAAAUAGUUUAAUUUGAUCGUUAAAAAUCAAGAAUUAGGCGUCAUUAGGGUAAGAAUUUUAAAUAUGAAACGUCCUCGAGUAUGUUAUACAUUUCAACCGUUUCUGUUAAUGCUAUUCUGACCGAAAAAGUGGUAAAAGAUCUAAAAGGACUAAGGACAAAACGUUUUUGUAUGAUUCUACAUUUCUUGGAGACCACACAGACAAAUCUAGCUUGAAAAAUUGAAGACAAAUCGUCUCACCGGUGAGUUCUCAUUCUAUUUCUUCGGUAUGGAGUCUUCCGUUGAAGAGAAAUAGUCGCCCCAAUGAGUUCUCAUUCUGUUUCUUCGGUAUGGAAGUCUUCCCUUGGAGAGAAAUAGUCGCACCGGUGAAUUUUCAUUCUAUUUCUUCAAUAUGGAGUCUUCCCUUGAAGAUAAAUCGUCGCACCGGUGAAUUUUCAUUCUAUUUCUUCAAUAUGGAGUCUUCCCUUGAAGAUAAAUCGUCGCACCGGUGAAUUUUCAUUCUAUUUCUUCAAUAUGGAGUCUUCCUUUGAAGAUAAAUCGUCGCCCCAGUGAAUUUUUAUUCUAUUUCUUCAAUAUGGAGUCUUCCUUUGAAGAUAAAUCGUCGCCCCGGUGAAUUUUUAUUCUAUUUCUUCAAUAUGGAGUUUUCCCUUGGAGAGAAAUAGUCGCUCCAGUGAGUUCUCAUUAUGUUUCUUUGGUAUGGAUGUUUUGGCUUGAUCAUUAGUUUUGAUAUUGUGUCUUGUGGUUCAAAAAAUCUCCCAAUAAGAGGCCCAAAUAAUGGUGGAUGUUACUAAUUCUUCGAAAUAGAUCACGUUAUCUAAUCCAAUCGAUAGCUGGAGAAAAAUGGUUCCGACAAAUUCAUUAAAUCUCCAAUUUUAUUCCAAGAAUGGUGAUCGAAAGAUUUGUCUUUAUGUUUUAAGUCUGUUAUUCACGAAUUUAAAUUUUAUAAUUCAGCUGUUGGGUUACAAGUAGUGAAUCCCAUCUCUAUACUUCAUUUUUUAAUUUAUGGGUAUGGAAAUUUCCAAAUUUAGCCUUGAAAAACCGUUAUUUUCAAUGGAAGUGAAAAAUCCCAUCUCUUUACUCGAAAAAGCUGUUAUUUCCGAACUGAAAGUGGUACAAGCGGAAUUCCCAUCUCUAUAUCUAAAAACUUGUUGGUUUGGGAAGUGGAUGAAGUGCAAGUAGAAAUUCCAAUCUGUAUAUUUUGAUAAUGUCCUAUUUUCUACUGUAUGGAUAUUUCCAUAUUUAUUGUUUACUGUUAUUGACAAAAAUUCGAGUCAAAAGUCCCAUCUCUAACUUUCAAGAGCUGUUAUUUUCGUGUUAAAAGAGAUCCAAGUGGAAAUUCCCAUCUCUAUACUGGAAAAAAUGUUACUUUUAUAGUUACAAGGAUGUAACUAUAAAAAUCACAUCUCUAUACACUUGAUAGAGGUGAAUUUGAAAGUUUUGCUUGAAUAUACACUAAAAAAAAGAUUUUUUCCUACAUGAUAUCGAGCGAAAUAAAUUUGAUGUUUUCCUUUCUCUUUAAAUAAUCAAUUUUGUAGUUUCGGUUACGGUCAGGGUAUCUGACUCACUACAAACUCACUUUUUCACUUGAAACAAAUAAUUUAAAUUCCCAGUGCCUUUUAGAUAACGAUAACAAGUUGAAAAUUUUUUACUUAUAGAAAAAAAAUAUCACAAAUAUUAAAGUUUGUAAUUGUUAACAUAUUUUUUAUUGAAAUUGUUUAUAAAAUAUUUUUUUAGUGUAAAUAUAAAUUCUAUUAACUAAA